AUGUGCUCACUGAUAGCUCACGUCUUUCCUCACAUCUUGGAUGCAUAUGAUCCCCGUAGCCCUGUCCAAUGGGUCAUGUGGGGAGAUAAAGACGAUCAACUGCUUGAUCUCGGCUUUCAAAUUCGCAAACACGACUUCAUUCAAGAUCUAAGGAUUCAGACCAGUGCCAAAGCAGCAGUGAGCCUGCAUGAUACUCCAAGCACCUGGUCUUUCGAAGCUCUACAGACAACUCAAGCUUGGAUGAAGAAUUGCACAUCAACCACAACCACCCACAGGCAGUGCGCCAGGCCUCCGAUGAAGAAACAGCUGCCGCUACGACUGGUAGAUGUGAUGCCUGAUCAGCCGCCUCACACCUACUCUAGUAAUGGAAUGACACGAAAAGAGUUCCAGGCCUUGGAUAUAGAUGCAGCAUUACCAGUACGAAUCGUGUCUACCAAAUCUCUUCCUCUAGAUGUGCAUUACAUGACACUGAGUCACCGAUGGGGAAAUUCGCCAAGCAUUAUACUCAAUUCGAAGACGGCUCCGACUCUUUUAAGUGGCAAUAUCCCAUUGGAGCUGCUCGGGUCAUCCAAUGCAAAGUUGUUCAGGCACGCAAUGUAUGUCACCAAGUGUCUCGGAAUUCGCUAUCUCUGGAUAGAUUCGAUGUGCAUCAUGCAAGAUGACGAUUCCGAGAAAGCAAAAGAGAUUGCCUUAAUGGGGGAAAUUUACUACAACUCUUCGCUCAACAUAUCUGCUACCGAUUCCACGAGCGGAGCUGACGGGCUCAUCUUCCAAAGAGAUGUCUUGAAGACUACUCCCUGCCAAAUCACUCUGCAACUUCCUGGAUCCGAUGAAGCGCUUGACCUGGUUGCCUUCCACAAUAAAGUAUUGGUGGAAUCCGAUGAAGGUGAGCUGAACAGGCGAGGAUGGGUCAUGCAAGAGCGGAUAUUGUCACCCCGCGUACUUCACUUCACUAGACAUCAGGUAUUCUGGGAAUGCAACUCUCUCUUGGCGUCGGAUAUCCGACCGGUGGGAGAGCCUAUAGAUCCGGCCUCCUCUGGUGAUAUGAGAGGAGUCUUGAGUGCCUCUUACCCAGCAGAAUUACCAGAUGAUACGAUGAAGGCAGUUUGGUAUGACGUCGUGCGCCAAUACUCUGCCACAUCUUUGAGCUUCCCCGCAGAUCGGUUACUCGCAGUGUCGGCCCUUGCUGAGAGAUUCUCGAUUGUCGGUUUGCAGCCGCCAGAUGAAUAUGUCGCUGGUAUAUGGACGGCGCAUCUUCCACUGGCUCUAGUUUGGCGCAGGAUUCCCCAGACAGAGACUGUAUCUAUACCGCAGCAGAAUAUUAGUCAGGAGCGAAUAGCACCAACAUGGUCAUGGGCUUCUUUGACAUGUGCCAUCGAGUCAGCCGAGAUGAGCAACCUGCACCCAAAUAUAGUGGUAGAGCUGAGUGAUGUUGAACGAAGAUCUGCUAAUUUGUUUGAUGGAGUCACUAGCUGUCGGCUACGUGUUCGAGGCAGGAUAUGCAAAGUUGAGCAGGGCGCUGAAGUUGUUGGCCUUGAAAUGGAUUGGGAUAAGUCCGAGGCAGACGAGAGAGGCGGUGCUCCCAGUCUAUUCUUGCUAUACGUUGCGCAUCGCCCCUCUGGGAGUCAGAGAGAUAUAAGAGGCCUGAUGCUUCAGAGGACGGCCGAGAGAGGCCAGUAUAUUCGUGUGGGAGCAUUCUCAACGAGCAACUUUGACAUUGAAGGAACGUAUGUAGCAGAGGCAUUCACGGGAAGCAUAUAUAACCUCGAGGAGGGUGAUUUCCUGGAGUUUGACAAGAGUCAAGGAUACAGUAUCGAGAUAAUAUAG
Trichoderma virens Gv29-8 is the source of this 1827-nucleotide messenger RNA. RefSeq lists its product as uncharacterized. The coding region runs from base 1 to 1827 and encodes 608 amino acids. Lineage: Eukaryota; Fungi; Ascomycota; Sordariomycetes; Hypocreales; Hypocreaceae. The transcript is spliced from 2 exons. The record is from RefSeq and is a predicted model, not a curated record.